UAAGAGCAGCCCAUCCGCCGCGCCGAGUAAGCUUUGUUGCAGUGAGCUUGUUCUCACCAUGUUGCUGAACACUGCUGCAGUCGUUUGUUUCUGCAGCCAAGUGGCUCUGGUAUCCGGAGCGUCCGGACCGAAUGGCUGGAGCCGGAAGUACCAGAAACGACAGUUUCGGCCAGAACAUCAAGGGCCAUCACGGUUACGCGACCGAGCAGAUCAGAUCGUCCCCGUGAACACAAACACCUCCAGAUUUGUGGUUGAUGGAACUGCGCUGCCCGACGUAGAUUUCGACAUUGGACAGGCUUUCGCUGGUCAGCUGCCCAUUUCGCAGGAGGCCAACGAGACACGCAAGCUGUAUUUCUUCUUCUCGCCAUCCUCGGAUCCAGCUGCAAGUGAUGAGAUCACGAUAUGGCUGAAUGGCGGUCCAGGAUGCUCCAGUCUUGCAGGCUUCUUGCAAGAGAAUGGUCCUCUGUCGUGGAAAUAUGGCACUUACAAGCCCGUUCCGAACAAGUUCAGCUGGAACAAGCUCACAAACAUGGUUUGGCUAGACCAACCACUCGGGACGGGCUUCUCCAACUCGGAGCCUACAGAUCAAAGUGAAGAGGACGUGGCGAGAAAUCUUAUGGGCUGGCUCCGCAAUUUCAUUGACACUUUUGGCUUCCAUGGCCGAAAGAUCUAUUUGACUGGCGAGUCGUACGCUGGCUUCUACAUCUCAUACACUGCCAACGCCAUGCACGAAGCAAAUGACACCACUUACUUCAACCUACAAGGUGCAUUGCUGUACAGUCCGGCUGUUGUAUGGUCUUCAGUAUCACAGCUCAUUCCAUCUGUACCUUUCGUCGAUCAUUGGGCUCCGGUGUUUAACCUGAACGAGACUUUCAUGACCUCUAUACGCAAUGCUUCGGAAGCUUGCGGCCACAGAGAGUGGAUGGAGACUCACUUGACCUUCCCACCUCCUCAAGGACCUUUUGGCACACCUCCAGACGGACUUGAGUAUCGCGAUGGGUGUGACACGUGGUCUGCGAUCCUCGAUGCCACCAUGCUGGCCAACCCGUGCUUCAACUCUUACCAUGUUACCGACGCAUGCCCGAUCUUGUACGACCCACUCGGUUUUCCAUACACGUUUCAGUACGUUGCGCCAGGAGCACAGGUGUACUUCAAUCGCAGCGAUGUGCAGCGGGCCAUCAACGCUCCCGACAUCAGCUGGUCGACUUGUCGAACGGAUGUUCUGACGAGUGAUGCCAGUGAAUGGCCAUCGCUUGCCGACGCAGGCGUCGAUCAGGCUCCGCUCGCAGCUAUGAUCGAAAAGAAUAACCGCACAAUCAUAGUGGCAGGCGACUCGGAUUUCCAGUUCGCUCCCAAUGGUACCUUGAUGGCGAUCCAGAAUAUGACGUGGAACGGAGCGCAAGGUUUUCAGAGCAGGCCGUCUAAGCUUUUUGUGGUGCCGUACUUUGACCAGGACAUCUGCGACAGCAGCUCGCUGGGAAGUGAGCAAUGCGGUGAUCUCAAUUUUGCGGGCGCUGGCGUAUUGGGCAAGACGCACUCUGAGCGUGGGUUGACAUGGGUGGAACAAACGGGUGCUGGACAUGCUGUGCCACAGUAUAAUGGAGCUGCAGCGUAUCGCCAUCUAGAGUUCCUACUUGGUCGGGUACCGUCUUUGGAGGAACGAUAGAUGUUGAGAUCAUACUGGAAGGCAGAGGCUGCAGGCGAUCAUAUCGUACGUCCUUGGUCUCAAGAUUGCCGCACCAACUUCCAGGUCUGGUCAAUUGUUCUACAGCCCUGAAUUGCGGGCGUGGCGCCAACCGCCAGCUCUGGAUCGCCUCGGAUCCCACCUUGAGUUCUGGAAAAGGAAAAUCGUGCAUCAAACUGCCAGGGCACAGCGCAUUCGGGCUCUCUCAAGUGCGUCGUAUGAUAUGCAGCGUGGCGCAUCGGUCAGCAGCCUUGUACAACACGGACCGACGUAAAAGACUCGUU
Messenger RNA from Cercospora beticola, 1968 nucleotides. RefSeq lists its product as uncharacterized. The record is from RefSeq and is a predicted model, not a curated record. NCBI's taxonomy places the organism in Eukaryota, Fungi, Ascomycota, Dothideomycetes, Mycosphaerellales, Mycosphaerellaceae. Gene Ontology annotation, molecular function: serine-type carboxypeptidase activity. Gene Ontology annotation, biological process: proteolysis.